Messenger RNA from Cladocopium goreaui, 765 nucleotides. Lineage: Eukaryota; Dinophyceae; Suessiales; Symbiodiniaceae. The record is from the annotation of a GenBank genome assembly.
GUGCACUCGCCGGCCUGGGCGCCUCUCCAGCGUCCUAUAUGGCUGAUGAGACGCCAUGGGACGUUGGAGCGAUGCGGUGUCUCCCGUGCGCGACGGCGAGGUGAGGAGAACGCCCAAGGGCAGCUUGACCGGCCUCUUAAAGCAAUCCGUUGCAGGCCUUGUGGGUCAGUCCCAGGAUCCAAGCUCUCCGGGCAAGGGUAAGAGGCUCUCCUGGUUCGGCCUGGGGACCCGCCGGUCACCUGCACCGGAGGAAGAUGCAGGCCCCUCUGAUGGUGACAUCGAAGGUGGUGCCCGUGGUUCCCGCGGCCGCGGAUCCGAGAGCAGCACAACAGCUGCCGGCGCGCCGGCCAUGCCAGGCUCGACGGCCGAGGAGUUUGCUGUGGCCAGCCAGUUGCUUGAAGGCUUGUACGGCAAGCGGCUUGAAGCCAGCAAGGCCAUGGAAAUUCUGAGCACGGUACCGGAGAUCAGCUGGUUAGUGGAGUGCUACUGCAUGACACCAGCACAGCCGGGCUGGCGCAAGAGCAAAACAGCUCCAGGGGAUGUCCCACUCUAUGCGGAUGAAGCCAGUGGCAAAGUCUAUGAGGCAAUGCCCUGCAUUAGGCAUUACAUGCGCAUGGCGGAGCUGUCCCUGACGGCCCGGAAUCUGCCGGAGAAAGCGGAUGCCGCCGCUGCGCAGCUCCAUCAUUAUGUACAGUCGUUGCAUAAGGAAGUGAAAACUGCCGAGGCUGCCUGGACUGGUCCACAUGAGGAUUCCGAGAGCCAAGG